AUUCUCGUUUGGGCGCGAUUCAUAAAGCAGCCGUCUCUCGUUCUGCGUGCCAGCAAUCUUUCGUUUUGUGCUGGCUGUAUUUAUUUUGCUGUGACGCGUUCUACGGCUAUCUCGUCUUUCGUUUUUGUCAUUCGCUAAGCUCAAGGAAGUGCUUUUGGUCAGCACGAUAUUAGAGAUUGUUCAGCCUCGACAAGUCAGUGAUACAACAAGGUCGUAAACAUGAAGUCCGCCUUGGCUCUUGCGUUUCUUGGUGCCUCUGUCGGCGCCAUCAACGUCGACUUCACUAGUGAUGCCUCGAUCAAGGAUGGUGCGAGCACGAUUGCGUAUGGGCUCAUGAAGUAUUACAACGGCAACGAGACGGGCCACGUUCCAGGCAAUCUGCCCAACCCAUACUACUGGUGGGAAACGGGUGCUUUGUUCACGGCCUUGAUCGAUUACUGGACCAAGACGGGCGACGACACUUACAACACGGUGACGACGCAAGGCCUGCUGCACCAAGUCGGCACCAGCAACAACUUCCUGCCUGCAAAUCAGUCCAACACCGAGGGCAACGAUGACCAGGGCGUCUGGGCUUUGGCCGCCAUGGCUGCGGCUGAGAACGGAUUCCCGAGCCCGUCCAAGGACCUGCCGCAGUGGCAAGAUCUCGCUGAGAAUGUCUUCAACGAGUUUGUGGAGCGAUGGGACACCAAGACCUGCGGCGGUGGCCUUCGCUGGCAGAUCUUCAGUUUCAAUGCCGGCUACGAUUUCAAGAACUCGGCGUCCAACGGCGUCUUCUUCGACCUCGCUGCCAGGCUGUUUCUGCAGACCAAGAACAGCACGUACUCGCAGUGGGCUAGCGAGAUUUUCGAGUGGGAGCAGAAGGCUGGCCUCAUUACCGAUUCGUACCAGGUCUUCGAAGGCCUCCGCACCGAAUCCUGUGGUACCAUUGACAAGAUCCAGAGCGGCAUGAGCGCGGCUGUCUUCCUGCACGGAAGCGCCGUCAUGUACAACGCCACUACAUCCAACAACUGGAAGACACGCGUCGAUGGACUGGUCAAGAGUGUGCAGGAUACUUUUGUCAACAACGGCGUCUUGGUCGAGGCGGCGUGCGAGAAGCAGAAGACGUGCAACACCGAUCUGCAGGCUUACAAGGGCUUCCUUGUCCGAUCCCUCGCGGCGACGACGCAGCUGGCUCCUUACACCAGCGCUGCCAUCCAGCCGCUGCUCCUGACGAAUGCGAAAGCAGCGGCCAAUGCCUGUUCGGGAUCGCCCUCGUCCGGCUUUGCCGGCAAGUCGGGAACUGCGUGCGGAUUCUCGUGGGCUGCGAGCAACGGCACGGCUUUUGACGGCCUAACUGGCGUUGGCGAGCAGAUGAACGCCCUUUCUGCCGUCGUGUCGACGCUUUCCGUGGAUGCCAAGGCGCCGGGAUCUGGAAGCAACGGGACGAGCACUGGCGGUUCGGGCAAGCCUAGCGGAACGUCUGCACCGGGCCCGGCUUCUACGACGCCGAAGAGCGCUGGAAGUAGAGUUGCUGUGGAUGUUAUGGCGUUUUUGGUUGGUUUGGGCGGAGUUGUGUAUGGGUUGAUGUAAGUUGGGUGAGAUGAGUUGCAAGACUUGGACGCGAUGAGGUGGAUUGGUGGGCUGGAGCUGGUUAACAUUCUACAUAUACAUAUACAUAUACAUGUAUCUAUUUACCACAAUCUUUGGCUCUUUUUUAGGGAGAGCGGUGUUUGAUGAAGGUCUAUGAAUUAAUGUGAUGACUAUAGUUCUG
Trichoderma virens Gv29-8 is the source of this 1750-nucleotide messenger RNA. RefSeq names its product glycoside hydrolase family 76 protein. The transcript has 3 exons. Lineage: Eukaryota; Fungi; Ascomycota; Sordariomycetes; Hypocreales; Hypocreaceae. Gene Ontology annotation, biological process: carbohydrate catabolic process; fungal-type cell wall biogenesis. Bases 220 to 1569 code for a protein of 449 amino acids. The record is from RefSeq and is a predicted model, not a curated record. Gene Ontology annotation, molecular function: mannan endo-1,6-alpha-mannosidase activity.